Phaeoacremonium minimum UCRPA7 is the source of this 327-nucleotide messenger RNA. Its product is annotated as putative cytochrome c protein. The record is from RefSeq and is a predicted model, not a curated record. The transcript is spliced from 4 exons. Gene Ontology annotation, cellular component: mitochondrial intermembrane space. Lineage: Eukaryota; Fungi; Ascomycota; Sordariomycetes; Togniniales; Togniniaceae. Gene Ontology annotation, biological process: mitochondrial electron transport, ubiquinol to cytochrome c; mitochondrial electron transport, cytochrome c to oxygen. Bases 1 to 327 code for a protein of 108 amino acids. Gene Ontology annotation, molecular function: electron transfer activity; heme binding.
AUGGGUUUCUCUGCUGGUGACUCCAAGAAGGGUGCCAACCUCUUCAAGACCCGAUGUGCUCAGUGCCACACCCUUGAGAAGGACGGCGGCAACAAGAUCGGCCCUGCUCUGCACGGCCUGUUCGGCCGAAAGACCGGCUCCGUCGACGGCUACGCCUACACCGAUGCCAACAAGCAGAAGGGCAUCACCUGGGACGAGGGAACUCUGUUCGCCUACCUCGAGAACCCCAAGAAGUACAUCCCCGGCACCAAGAUGGCCUUCGGUGGUCUCAAGAAGGACAAGGACAGGAAUGACCUGAUCACCUUCCUCAAGGAUGCUACGAAAUAA